GUGCGCAGUGGGUGCGUCGGCGGCGACCCUUCGGCCUUUUUCGGGAGGGGGCGAUGCUGAGAUGGGGGCGGCGGCAGCGGAAGCGGAUCGUACUCUCUUUGUGGGCAACCUUGAAACGAAAGUGACAGAGGAGCUCCUUUUCGAGCUUUUCCACCAGGCUGGGCCAGUAAUAAAAGUGAAAAUUCCAAAAGAUAAGGAUGGUAAACCAAAGCAGUUUGCGUUUGUGAAUUUCAAACAUGAAGUAUCUGUUCCUUAUGCCAUGAAUCUGCUUAACGGAAUCAAACUUUUUGGAAGGCCCAUCAAAAUUCAGUUUAGAUCAGGAAGUAGCCAUGCCUCACAGGAGGUCAGUUCGUCAUAUCCCCAGCAUCAUGUUGGAAGUUCAAGCCCUACUUCCACAUCUCCUAGCAGGUACGAAAGGACAGUGGAUAACAUGACUCCAUCAACACCAAUAAUUCAAAGAUCUUUUUCUUCUUCAGAAAAUUUUCAGAGACAAGCAGUGAUGAACAGUGUCUUGAGACAGAUGUCAUAUGGAGGGAAAUUUGGUUCUCCACAUCUGGAUCAAUCAGGAUUUUCCCCAUCAGUUCAGUCACAUAAUCACACUUUUAACCGGUCUUCAACCUCCCAGUGGCGCCAAGAUACACCAUUAUCACAGCGAAAAGUCAGACAGAAUUCUCAUACCUACGCAGUGGAUAGACAUUAUAGCCGUGAACAGCGUUACACUGAUCAUGGGUCCGACCAUCAUUACAGAGGAAGCAGAGAUGAUUUCUUCUAUGAAGAGAGAAAUCCCGAUGGCUGGAGCCAUGACUAUGAUAACAGAAGAGACAGUGGUAGAGAUGGAAAAUGGCGCUCAUCUCGACACUAACAAGUGUUAAAAGGAUGUUUUCAUAGUGUCAUUCUAGGCCCUUUUUGUUAAGUUGUUUCUGGGAAUGUUUUCUUUAAAAAAGUCUAUAGAGCAGCUUUACAAGUUGGCACAUUUCUUUAUAAAAUUUUUAAAACCUAAUUGCAGUCCAAUACAGAAAUGAGAAUUGUGGUUCUAGUUUUAUUACAUUAAUAACCUUUCACCUCAGGGUUUUAAGAAGAGGAAAGGGUUUUAUGCUAAAGAAAGUGCACAAUUCCUAAUCAUUUUAGACAAUUGAGGAAGGGAUGUAUUAUUUGGAUUAAUUGUAUUAUGAAGCAAAUAUUUUAAUUAUCUGUUACCUUUUUGUAUUACAAGAAAUUUCUUGUUAGGGAAUCAGAUUUUUGGUGUAUAUAAUGGAAAACAUUCAAGUUGAUAGUCUGAAAUGACUCAGUAUUUUGUUACUAAACGAGAAAAUGUAAAUUCAGUGAUUCAUUUUACUAAUAUUUGAGAAAACCUUUUGGUCAAGUUUGGGGAUAAAUCAUAUUAUUUAACUUAGAGAACUUAAGUGUAAGUUCUGUGACAUGAUCUUGAGUUUUACUGUAAGUGAGCAUACAAGUAUACAUCUACACAUGCUAUUUCAUUGUAAAAUUUUAGAAUUUGCUCAUUAAAACAUGUUCAAUGGGCUUCCCUGGUGGCGCAGUGGUUGAGAGUCCACCUGCCGAUGCAGGGGACAGGGGUUCGUGCCCCGGUCCGGGAAGAUCCCACAUGCCGCGGAGCGGCUGGGCCCGUGAGCUAUGGCCGCUGAGCCUGCGCGUCCAGAGCCUGUGCUCCGCAACAGGAGAGGCAGCAACAGUGAGAGGCCCGCAUACCACAAAAAAAAAAAAAAAAACAAA
Globicephala melas (long-finned pilot whale) is the source of this 1731-nucleotide messenger RNA. It is a transcript of the gene RBM7, whose product is annotated as RNA binding motif protein 7. Gene Ontology annotation, biological process: regulation of alternative mRNA splicing, via spliceosome. Gene Ontology annotation, molecular function: single-stranded RNA binding. Lineage: Eukaryota; Metazoa; Chordata; Mammalia; Artiodactyla; Delphinidae. The record is from RefSeq and is a predicted model, not a curated record. Gene Ontology annotation, cellular component: nucleus.